AUGGUUAUCAAUCACAGCGGUGGCUCCGACCACUAUUCCGCCUCAAGCGAGCCCCUCCAGGCUCCAAAGGCCCCCUAUCGUCAGGAGCCUGUGGCUGUGGUUGGGUUUGGCAAUCGACUGCCGGGCCAGAGCGAUAAUCCGACCAAGCUAUGGGAGCUUCUGGAGCGAGGUGGUGUCGCUGGUAACGAGCCACCCAAGUCACGAUGGAGUCUUCAAGGUCAUUUCGAUGGUUCUCGGAAGCCUCACACAGUUCGAACCCCCGGAGCCAUGUUUGUGGAAAAUGUCGAUGCUGCCGACUUCGACGCUGGGUUCUUCAAUAUCUCCACGGCAGAUGCCAUCUCCAUUGACCCCCAGCAGCGACAGCUUCUAGAAGUUGUCUACGAAGGAAUCGAGAAUGCUGGCCUUUGCCUAGAGAAGCUCAGCGGCGCUGAAUACGGAUGCUUUGUCGGGUCCUACGCGGUCGACUACCAGGACAUCCAGAUGAGGGAUCCCGAGGAUCGAGUGGAUGGAAUGACAAUUGGGGUUGGUCGAGCCAUCCUGAGCAACCGAAUCAGCCAUUUCCUGAACAUCAAGGGGCCAAGUAUGACGAUCGACACAGCAUGCUCCGGCAGCCUGGUCGCUCUUGACGUCGCCUGUCGUUAUCUGCAGGCAGGGCAGAUUGAGGGUGCUAUUGUCGCAGCAUCCAACUUGUAUCUGUGUCCAGAGCAGAAUCAGGACAUGGGUGCUAUGCGUGCUGCCUCCUCUUUCAGCGGAAAAUGCCAUACCUUUGACGCCAAAGCUGACGGAUACUGCAAGGCAGAGGGCAUUAACGCCGUCAUUAUAAAGCGUUUGAGUGAUGCCCAAAGAGACGGAGAUCCAAUCCGCGCGGUCAUUCGAGGCACUGCAACCAACAGUGACGGAUGGACGCCUGGUAUUGCCAGCCCCAACGCCCAGGCUCAGACAGUUGCCAUGCGUGCAGCCUUCUCGGCGGCCAAUAUCACCGACCUUAACCAAAUCGGCUAUCUCGAAGCCCAUGGGACAGGAACCCUGGCUGGAGACCCGAUCGAAAUCAGUGCCGCCUCAUCUGUCUUUGCUCCAAGCCGUUCACCCGGGAACCCAUUGAUUGUCGGAUCCAUAAAGAGCAACAUCGGCCAUUCCGAGAACGCGGCGGGCAUAUCUGGCUUGCUCAAGGCCAUCAUGGCCGUAGAAAGGGGCAUUAUCCCGGGCACGCCAACGUUUAUUGACCCAAACCCUAAAAUCGACUUUGAGCUCCUCAAGGUCAAGGCGUCGCGGACUGCCAUCGCGUGGCCAGAUAUGCCAUCCCGUAUCGCCAGCGUCAACUCGUUUGGCUACGGCGGGUCCAACGCCCAUGUCGUGCUUCAGGACGCAGGAUCGUUUCUGAGGACCUCCGAGACGGCCUAUACCUCCUCCUUUGCGCAAGGCGAUUCAUUCUUUGACGACGAUGAUGACGAGCGCCUCCCUACUCGGCCCCAGGUCCUUGCUUUCUCCGCCAAUGACGAGGACUCCCUCAAGAGGUAUAUCAAAGACCUGCAGAAGCAUUUGCUGAACCCUCGAGUCAGCAUCAAGUUGCCGGAUCUGGCCUACACCCUCGCGCGACGCACCCGCCUAUUCAACCGUGGCUUUCUGAUCGCCAAAGGUACGCACCUGGAUGACACUGCGCUGGUCGUUGGCAAGAGAAGCCCCGAACCCCCACGGAUCGGGUUCGUCUUUACCGGCCAGGGAGCGCAGUGGUCACAAAUGGGUAAAGGAAUCGUCGACUUGUUUCCCCAGUCACACUCUAUCCUAGCUCGACUGGAUAAGGCGCUUCAGAGUCUACCAACCCCGCCUUCUUGGUCACUCCUGAGUGAACUCGUCCAAGUACGCAGCCCCGAACAUCUUCGGCUGCCGGAAUUCUCGCAGCCGCUCGUCACGGCUUUGCAACUGGCCAUGUUUGACGUUCUCCGCUCCUGGGGUGUUGAGGCACAGAGUGUUGUGGGACAUUCGUCUGGUGAAAUCGCUGCCGCCUGUGCCGCUGGCCUGUUGACACCUGAAGAUGCCAUCAAAGUCGCCUUCCUGAGAGGCCAGGCAGCCAAGGAACUGCAGGAGACGGCCCAGGCAGGUGUCGGCAUGAUGGCCGUAGGACUGGGCCCUGAGGAGGCUGCUAAAUACAUUGGUGAUAGUGCGCAUGCCGUCCAAAUCGCUUGCUUCAAUAGCCCAUCCAGUGUGACGCUUUCCGGUAUAGUCGAGCACCUAAAUGAGGUCAAAGAUCGCCUUCAGCAGGAUGGCCACUUUGCUCGUCUUCUGCAAGUCAACCUAGCAUACCACUCAAAAUACAUGUCGGAGAUCGGUGAUCGUUACCUUGCCCUUCUACACGAGAGCUGCGGUACUCCCUUGCCCGGCUCCGAUGGCGUUCAGAUGUUUUCCUCAGUGCUUGGCUCGGAGAUGCAGCAGCCAGCCGAUCCGCUCUAUUGGAAGACCAACAUGGUGUCGCCUGUGCGGUUCAGUGAAGCCUGCGCUGCGCUGCUGUCUGGGAAAGACGCCGCAGACUUCCUCAUUGAAGUCGGCCCGAGCGGUGCGCUGGCUGGGCCUGUCGCCCAGAUCAAGAAGUCUCUUGCCGGCCAAGGUGGGAAUGUUCAGUACGUGGCAGCCUCGAAGCGUGGAGCAGACUCGGUGCUCUCGUUGUUUGAUGUAGCAGGCCGUCUUUUCCUGUCUGGCGGCGACAUCGAAUUGAACAAAGUGAAUCAAGACCCGGCGGCCAUCACCAGACCUGCCAUCAUCGUCGACCUACCCAACUAUGCCUGGAACCACCAAACCAAGCACUGGUAUGAGUCUGAUGCUUCGCGAGAGUGGCGGUACCGCAAUUUCGUCCACCAUGACCUGUUGGGGAGCAAGAUCUUGAACUCCCCCUGGCAGGCCCCAACCUUCCGGAAAACCCUGGACUUGAAGGAUGUGCCGUGGCUGAUUGACCAUAAGAUGGGAUCCGAGAUAGUCUUCCCCGGAGCCGCCUUCUGUGCCAUGGCGAUUGAAGCCAUUUACCAAUCCGUGCAGAUGACUCGACCGGUGGAAGGACUGACGAGGGCAGACCAGCUUCGAUACCGGCUGCGCAACAUCAAAUUUGAAAAGGCCCUGGUGUUGGAGGAAAACAGCCCAGCCAAAGUGACGCUGACUCUGGCUCCUCAUCCCGGCACGAAGGAUUCCUGGUAUGACUUCCGCGUCGUCUCUCAUCGAGACGAGAAUAAAAACGACCACUGCCACGGGCUCAUCCGCAUCGAGGAUUACGAGGCAGUGGAAUUUGGAUCCUCUACAGAACUGGCACCGUUGCAGGCUCCAACCAAGGCAGCGGUCUGGUACAAGGCAUUAGCUGAUGCGGGAUAUGGAUUUGGACCGGCGUUCAUCCGGCAUCUUGAAACUGAAUCUGUCGCCGGUGAGCGCCGCAGCCGGUCUCUGGUGUCCUUGGUGGAGCCCCAGUCCAAGUGGGAUCCUCAGUCGAUAUAUCCCAUGCACCCGGCGCCCAUGGACGGCUGCUUCCAAACUGUGACGCCCUCAGCGGUUGCUGGUAUCCGCAGCUCCAUCGACGGCGUUCUUGUCCCUGCCAUCAUAGACGAGCUUAUCAUCAAUCCAGUCAAGACUCGCCCCGAGGUCGGACUUUCCUGCACGACAUCCGAAUAUGUAGGAAAGGGACGCCUGGAUGACAACAAGAACUACAUGUCAGGCUGUACCGUCUAUGAUCCUGAGACCGGGGCGCAGCUAUUGAAGCUGACUGGAUUGCGAUAUAACCGUCUCUUGACCAGCGACAAGGCCAUGUCCUUGCAAACGUUCACUUGCUCAGAGUGGAAACCAGAUAUCUCCUUGUUGGCACAAGAACAGUAUCAGGAGUUGCCUGCGGAUAAGAAUACUACGUCUAGGAUCUCGACAGUUGUCGAGCUGAUUUCCCACAAAACCCCGAGGCUAUCAGUGCUGGAGGCCAACAUGACGAAAGGUGAUACCUCCAGCCUUUGGCUGCAGCCAGGAAACCCUUACGCGCGAGCUGCAUACAAACGGUUUCUCUUCUCCUCGAGUGACGCGAAUGCCCUCGUUACAGCACAGGAAAAGCACCAAUCUGCGAAGGCCUCCUCGUUUGAGCUGCUGGAUCUGGCGAAACCCGAUCUCCCUGCUCGCGAGACCCUGUUCGACUUCGUAAUUGCGAAACGUGAUGCGUUUCCACCCGAGGAACUCUCAGUCGUUGCGAAGAAUGCGCGUGCAUUACUGUCCCCGUCCGGAUAUCUACUCCUCGUGGAGUCCUUCCCAGCCCAUGUCGAGGAUACCUCAACGUACGUCAAUGGACACACUUCCCUAGACCAGAUUCCAAAAAUCCUCGAAGAUGCUGGAUUCGCCUCUGCUAUCCAUGUCCCAUGUGACUCUUCCCAAUGGGCGUUUCUUUGCAGAGCUUCCACCGAAGACGAAGGAAUAGAAGAAGAACAAGAUACCGGAGCCAUCGCGAAGCCAACUGCUGUUGAUUUUGUUCGACUCAGAUCGGAUCCUGCUUCCGCGACUGCCAUCAACAAUACAAAACUGGCAUUGAACGCGCGAGGAUGGACAUUAAACGAACAUCGGCACCCAUUUGGUACCCCGCCCCAAGGGGCUACGGUUCUCAUCUUGGAUGAGAUCUCACAACCUGUUCUGUCGACAGUAUCACCAGGGGAGUGGGAUGCUAUUAAGGAUCUGAUUACCACCCAGCGAUGUAAAAUCCUCUGGGUGACGGCCGGCUCCCAGUUUGAAGUUACCCAGCCGGACAACGCUAUGGUCCAUGGAUUCUUCCGAACAAUCAGGGCCGAAGACCCCAGUUUGAGACUCACCACUCUGGAUGUCGAGAGCGCAGAAGGCGCUGCAACGGUACAUGCGAUCGAUCGGAUUCUGACGACCCUGGCCAAGCCGGCGCCAAAGACGCAGGUGGAUAACGAAUAUGCCGAGCGAGGGGGCAUCAUCCACGUCAAUCGCAUCACGGUGGAUGAGGAAGUCAACCGCCUGAAACGGGCUGAGCUCGAAGGGGCAGAUCUGCAGGUACAGUCGCUGCACGAUAUGCGAGCCACGGCGCGCCUCAGAGCAGAGCGCGUUGGAACACUGGACUCCUUACACUAUGGAGAGAUCUCUACUGCCGAGCCCCCCCACAUCAAGGACGGCUGCCUUGAGGUUGAAAUCUACGCGGCCGGCCUCAACUUCAAGGAUGUUGCUGUGACGAUGGGCAUUGUUCCGGAGAAUGAGCACCUGCUGGGCGUUGAGGGCGCAGGUAUUGUCCGCCGAGCCGCAAAGGGCGUGCCGUUUGUCCCUGGGGAUCGUGUCGUGGUGUUUGAGAAGGGUUGCUUUGCAAACAGAAUCCAGGUCACAAAGGAACGAGCCCACCUGCUCCCUGAGUCCAUGUCCUUCGAAGACGCCGCGACUCUGAUGGGUGUCUAUCUGACCUCCCUUUACUCUCUGUUCAACCUGGCCAAUCUGCAGCAAGGGCAGUCUGUGCUCAUCCACUCUGCAGCCGGUGGCAUCGGCAUCUCCAGUAUCCAGCUUGCGCAGUACAAGGGGGCAGAAAUAUACGUCACUGUUGGCACAGACGACAAGCGGCAAUUCCUGCAUGAAAACUUUGGAAUUCCAUACGAGCGAAUGUUCUCGUCACGGUCAACCCGGUUUGCAUCACAGAUCAUGGCCGCCACCAACGGCAAGGGUAUCGACGUGAUCCUAAACUCACUGACUGGAGACCUUUUGGAUGAAUCAUGGCGUAUCUGCGCUGCGGGCGGCAUUAUGGUGGAGAUUGGCAAGAAAGACGUGCUGGACCGCAACAAGCUGUCGAUGGAGCCAUUUGAUCGGAACUGUUCCUUCAGGGCUCUUGAUUUCUCGCACAAGACCAUUUCGGACGCUCUUAUUGCGGAUUUGAUGACUAGAAUCUUCCUGCUGUACGAAGGAGGCCACAUCAAGCCCAUCCAUCCCAUCAAGACUUUCCCCUUCGAGGAUAUCCCGGCGGCGUUCGCGUAUAUGCGUGGCGGACGACAUAUCGGCAAGAUUGUGAUUUCCAACGGAGAAAAGGCGAAAAUCGACGUGCCUGUGCGACCUGCACCCCGCGUUCUGAGUCUCAGCGAUAAUUUGUCGUAUCUUAUUGUCGGAGGCCUCCGUGGACUUUGUGGCAGUCUGGCCGUACACAUGGCCAAGCACGGUGCAAAGCAUAUCAUUGCCCUGUCUCGGAGUGGAUGUGACGACGAGCGGUCCCAAGUGGUUGUGAAAAACUGCAACUCGUUUGGCUGCAAUGUCUAUGGAGCCAAGGGAGACGUGUCCAACUGGGAUGAUGUUUUGAGGGUAUUCCAAGAGGCGUCUAUCCCAAUCGGUGGUGUUAUUCAAGGUGCAAUGCUUCUUAGAGAUAAACCGUACGAAACAAUGACUGUCGAGGAAUACCACGCCACGGUUGCAAGCAAAGUCCAGGGAACAUGGAACCUGCACCGAGCAGCGCUGCAAGAGAGGUCCAAUCUCGACUUCUUCACUAUGCUGUCCAGCAUCUCCGGUGUUGUUGGGCAGAAAGGACAGGCAAAUUACUCUGCAGCCAACGUGUUCCUGGACGCCUUUGCCGUCUACCGUCAGUCCCUGGGUCUCGCCGCCAAUUCAACAAAUCUAGGCGUUAUCGAGGACGUCGGCUACGUCGCCGAGCAGGGUGGCAUGCUACAGCACUUUGACACGGGUCUGUGGACAGGUAUCAACGAAAAGGUGCUCCGAAAGAUCCUCGAAUACGCGAUCUGGCAACAGACGGCACCCAUCGACAAGAGAACCUCCCCUCAGCUGAUCACCGGCAUCGCUGUCCCCUUGCCCGAUGACGCCGAGAUUGGGCGAGAUGCGCGGUUUGCCAAACUGUUCAUCGGCAGUGAUUCUGGGAAUGUCGAUAAAUCGGGCGACGCCGCCAACAAGGAGAUCCAGGCAUUCUUCCUCCUCUUGAAGGCUGGGGCUGAUGCCACCGCCCUGCUCAAUGCCUGCGUCGACGUCGUUAACAAACAGUUUACCAAAAUGCUGCGUCUUCCUGAGCCCAUGGAGCCUGCAAAGCCGCUCACCGUCUACGGGCUCGACUCGCUCUCGGCCGUGGAAUUCCGCAACUGGCUGCGUACGGAACUGGGCGCGGAGCUGUCAACGCUGGAGAUCACCAGUGCUAGCUCGCUGUUUUCGCUGUGUGAGAAGAUCAUUAUUAAGAUUGCUAAGGCUGCGUCGUAG
Messenger RNA from Aspergillus puulaauensis, 7194 nucleotides. It is a transcript of the gene fma-PKS, whose product is annotated as polyketide synthase fmaB. Gene Ontology annotation, biological process: fatty acid biosynthetic process; secondary metabolite biosynthetic process. The record is from RefSeq and is a predicted model, not a curated record. The coding region runs from base 1 to 7194 and encodes 2397 amino acids. The transcript has 4 exons. Gene Ontology annotation, molecular function: oxidoreductase activity; fatty acid synthase activity; phosphopantetheine binding. NCBI's taxonomy places the organism in Eukaryota, Fungi, Ascomycota, Eurotiomycetes, Eurotiales, Aspergillaceae.